UCCCCGCCCGCCCGGCCCCGCGCGCCUGACGUGGACCAUUAAACUUGGAGCCGCCGCCUCGGCCCCUCUCUCGCCGCCUCCCUCUGACAGCCGGCGAGCGGGCGGCUCGGUGCAGGCAGGCAGGCAGGAGACGCGCCGCGGGGCUGGGCUGCCCGGGGGAGAUGACUCCUCGCCGGGAGGGCGCCGCUGGGAAGAAGACCGCGGGCGAAGCAAAGUUGCAGGGCAGCUGAGGAGCUUGGCCGCAGCCCUUCCAGCCCGCUCACCCCAGGCUAUGGAGGGCCGACUCUAAAAUGAAUCCCGACCUGGACACCGGCCACAACACAUCAGCACCUGCCCACUGGGGAGAGUUGAAAAAUGCCAACUUCACUGGCCCCAACCAGACCUCGAGCAACUCCACACUGCCUCAGCUGGACAUCACCAGGGCCAUCUCCGUGGGCCUGGUGCUGGGCGCCUUCAUCCUCUUUGCCAUCGUGGGCAACAUCGUCGUCAUCUUGUCGGUGGCCUGCAACCGUCACCUGCGGACGCCCACCAACUAUUUCAUCGUCAACCUGGCCGUUGCCGACCUACUGCUGAGCUUCACCGUGCUGCCUUUCUCCGCGGCCCUGGAGGUGCUCGGCUACUGGGUGCUGGGUCGGAUCUUCUGUGACAUCUGGGCCGCCGUGGAUGUCCUGUGCUGCACCGCUUCCAUUCUGAGCCUGUGCGCCAUCUCCAUCGAUCGCUACAUUGGGGUGCGCUACUCCCUGCAGUACCCCACGCUCGUCACCCGCAGGAAGGCCAUCUUGGCGCUUCUCAGCGUCUGGGUCUUGUCCACGGUCAUCUCCAUCGGGCCUCUCCUUGGGUGGAAGGAGCCGGCGCCCAACGAUGACAAGGAAUGCGGGGUCACCGAAGAACCCUUCUAUGCCCUCUUCUCUUCCCUGGGCUCCUUUUACAUCCCUCUGGCGGUCAUUCUGGUCAUGUACUGUCGGGUCUACAUCGUUGCCAAGAGGACCACCAAGAACCUGGAGGCCGGAGUCAUGAAAGAGAUGUCCAACUCCAAGGAGCUGACUCUGAGAAUCCACUCCAAGAACUUUCAUGAGGACACCCUCAGCAGUACCAAGGCCAAGGGCCACAACCCCAGGAGUUCCAUAGCUGUCAAACUUUUUAAGUUCUCCAGGGAAAAGAAGGCAGCCAAGACCUUGGGCAUUGUGGUCGGUAUGUUCAUCUUGUGCUGGCUACCCUUCUUCAUCGCUCUACCACUUGGCUCCCUGUUCUCCACCCUGAAGCCCCCCGACGCCGUGUUCAAAGUGGUGUUCUGGCUGGGCUACUUCAACAGCUGCCUCAACCCCAUCAUCUACCCGUGCUCCAGCAAGGAGUUCAAGCGCGCCUUCGUGCGCAUCCUCGGGUGCCAGUGCCGCGGUCGCCGCCGCCGCCGCCGUCGCCGUCGCCUGGGCGGCUGCGCCUACACCUACCGGCCGUGGACGCGCGGCGGCUCGCUGGAACGCUCGCAGUCGCGCAAGGACUCGCUGGACGACAGCGGCAGCUGCUUGAGCGGCAGCCAGCGGACCCUGCCCUCGGCCUCGCCGAGUCCGGGCUACCUGGGCCGCGGCGCGCCGCCGUCCGUCGAGCUGUGCGCCUUCCCGGAGUGGAAGGCGCCCGGCGCGCUCCUGAGCCUGCCCGCGCCCGAGCCCCCCGGCCGCCGCGGCCGCCACGACUCUGGCCCCCUCUUCACCUUCAAGCUCCUGUCCGAACCCGAGAGCCCCGGGGACGACGGCGGCGCCAGCAACGGUGGCUGCGAGGCCGCGACCGACGUGGCCAACGGGCAGCCGGGCUUCAAAACCAACAUGCCCCUGGCGCCCGGGCAGUUUUAGGGCCCCGGGGGAGGAAAC
Neogale vison (American mink) is the source of this 1865-nucleotide messenger RNA. RefSeq names its product adrenoceptor alpha 1B (gene ADRA1B). Gene Ontology annotation, cellular component: membrane. NCBI's taxonomy places the organism in Eukaryota, Metazoa, Chordata, Mammalia, Carnivora, Mustelidae. Gene Ontology annotation, molecular function: alpha1-adrenergic receptor activity. The record is from RefSeq and is a predicted model, not a curated record. The transcript has 2 exons. Bases 291 to 1847 code for a protein of 518 amino acids. Gene Ontology annotation, biological process: regulation of vasoconstriction; adenylate cyclase-activating adrenergic receptor signaling pathway; phospholipase C-activating G protein-coupled receptor signaling pathway.